Molecule: messenger RNA, 612 nt
Organism: Symbiodinium sp. CCMP2592
Lineage: Eukaryota; Dinophyceae; Suessiales; Symbiodiniaceae
Source: the annotation of a GenBank genome assembly
AUGGAGUCGACCGUGGAGCCGACUGACAUGUGUGCAAAGCCCCACAAGGAUCCGGAGCUCGCCGCGGAGGCGACAGCUACGAGUGGUACAAAGCCAGAUGGGGCAGGCCACAUGGCCGAGGAGGCGACAGCUGAUCCUCUCCGCACGGCCGACAAGGAGCAGACGCUGAUGAAGUUUGGAGAAGUGGACCAGGCAAUGAACAUCCUCCAUGCAAACUGCGCCGCAGUACAGCAGAACAUGCAGGCAGUGGACAAAAUUUCACAAGAUCUCCGAAAGGAGGUUUCAGACUUCGGUGAGAAGUCGGCGAGUGAGAUGGACCAUCUCAAGGAGCUUCGGAAAGUCGAAGCUGAGCGUCUCCACCGGACGGAGGUGCAGAUUGCGACGCUCCAGAAGAACAUGCAGAGCGCUAGCAACAAGAUAGCGGCGCUCAGCUCGGCGCGUGGCGUAUCCCCCUUAGGCCGGGGUGCGUCGCCACAGCGGCGGGCUGCCACGCCCUCGCAGCCGUCGGAGGAGAAGGACGGUGCUGUGUAUAGCCAUCUCCUAUCUCUGCUGGAUGAGCAAGAGCAAGUCCGACAUAAGAUCGGGAGGUUCCCCCGCAUUCCGCCGAACUGA